AUGUCGGACGAAAUCAUUCCGAUCACAGAAUGGCCCGAUUACAGUGUCACCCCUCAGGGCGGUGACCCAAUUACUCAUGAUUUAAAUGCGCCAUACGACAAGGGUGACCUCUGCUGGAUUUUGGUUUGCACGAUCCUAUGUUGGCAAAUCACCCCCGCCAUCGGCUACCUUUAUGCCGGUAUGCAUCGUCGCAAGGCCGCCUUGACAAUGAUCUUCCAAUCUCUGUUUUGCGCCUGUGCAUGCGGUAUUCAAUUCUGGAUCUACGGAUACAGUCUCUACCAAUCGCAUACGACUAAUCCCAUGCUUGGAAAUCUGUCACUGGCAGGUCUACACAACGUCCUUGCUGCUCCGUCUCUGGCCAAUUCCGAUAUCCCUGAUAUUCUCUACGCUUGCUUCGGAUUCACUUUCGUCACUGCAACAGCCAUGAUCUUGGCUGGCGCAAUGCUCGAACGUGGCCGCCUGUUUCCGUCGAUGUUGUUCCUCCUCUGCUGGACCACCUUCGUAUACUAUAUUCUGGCAUACUUCGAAUGGAACCCUAAUGGCUGGCUAUAUCAACUAGGUGUCUACGAUUUCGCAGGCUCUGGUCCCGUCCAUAUCGCUAGUGGUUUCGCGGCGCUGGCGUGGAGUUUGAUGCUCGGACCUCGUCUGAGUGAACACGACAACGCAACUCGUCAAAAGAUCAUCCACCACAAGCCUCAUAACCCAUUUCUCGUGGGCCUGGGAACUUCUUUCAUCUGGAUGGGAUGGUUCGCUUUCAAUGGUGCCAGUACGGCGAACCUUUCCAUUCGCUCAAUCUACGUUGUGGUCAAUACCAAUCUUGCCGCUUGCGGAGGUGGCAUUGGCUGGACUCUGCUUGAAUACUUCUACACCAAGAAAUUCAGUAUCAUUGGGUUCUGUUCUGGCAUCAUUUCGGGCCUGGUUGGCAUUACACCCGCUGCUGGUUUUGUCCCCGUUUAUACCGCUGCACUAGUCGGCCUCCUGACCUCGACCUGCUGCUUCUUCACCAACAAAUACAAAUACCUGAUCAGCAUAGACGAAGGCCUCGACAUCUUCGCCAUCCACGGCGUAGGCGGUUUCGUCGGCGACAUCCUCACGGGCUUCUUCGCCGCAUCAUGGGUGCCAGCUCUCGACGGAGCCUCUGGCGCCGCUUACGCCGGCGGCUGGUGGGAUCACAACUGGAUCCAGAUGGGCUACCAGCUCGCGGCCGCGACCACUUGUGCGGCGUGGAGUUUCAUCGUCAGCUGUAUUCUCCUCUUCAUCAUCAAUCGCAUCCCCGGCUGCUAUCUGCGUGUCAAGGAGGAGGACGAGGUCAAGGGUCUGGAUUUCAAGUACUUGAACGACGUGCAUUGGGACGAUCUCAUGGAGCUGGGCAUGCCCGCUGGUCAGGUCAUUACUUCCCGGAGUGGGAUUCAUGAGGGUGUCCCCUUUACUGGCUCUGGCCCUGGAAGCGAGAGUGGAAGUGGCAAUGAUGGCCCUGCCGGCGUCAAGAAGGAGGGUGUUUCGGCGCCGAAAUUGGACUAG
Molecule: messenger RNA, 1521 nt
Organism: Exophiala bonariae
Lineage: Eukaryota; Fungi; Ascomycota; Eurotiomycetes; Chaetothyriales; Herpotrichiellaceae
Exons: 4
Coding region: 1-1521 (506 amino acids)
Biological process (GO): ammonium transmembrane transport
Cellular component (GO): plasma membrane
Molecular function (GO): ammonium channel activity
Source: RefSeq, a predicted model, not a curated record